AUGGGGAAACCAUCAGCAAAAGCACUAGGCAAGCGUAAAGCCCCACCUCCUUCAACGAAGGGAGGAAACAAAAAGACCAAAACCUCAAAGUCAACCGAACAAGAGCUGGAACCUACGGGAAAACCCAAGAGGAAAGCAGACCAACCUAAGAAAGUGAAACUGAGAGAUCAAAAAUCCAUUCCUAUACCUAAAUCCACAUAUGCAGAAGAUCAGGAUGAGGAUGAUGAAGAGGACUUAGAGGAUUUAGGUGAAGAGGAGGGUUUGGGGGCGGGCAGUGCGAGUGCUAGGUUCUUGGUGGGAAUGGAUGAGAAUGCUUUGUCCAGAUCAGUUAAAGAGACCAAACGAUUACAUGACUUAUCUAAAUCCCGGGAACCUUUACCCAAACAAAAGCGACAAAAGUUGAAAAUACCUUUACCUGAUUCAGCCAAAGAAUCGGAUUCGGAUGAUUACGAUUUCAAUUCUGAUCCUGAAUUCGAUUCCGAUUUGGCUUCUGAUGUGGAUGGUGAUGACGACGAUGAUGUUGCAUUGGGAUCAGACGAUGAAGAAGAUGAAGAAGAUAGUGUUUAUGAUUCUGGUGCUUCAUUAGAUGAUUCCGACGAGGAUCAAGAUGAUGUCAUAGCCGAGUUCGAUAAUUUACCUUCUGAAGAAGAAGAGGAAUACGAUUCAGAUACAGCCAACUCUAAACGGCGGAAGAGGAAGACUGGAGAGGAAGAAGCAGAUUAUGAAACUUCUGCUCGUAAUCGGUGGGCUGCGGAUAAGAAGGAUAAGAAGGAGAAUGAAGAUCAAGUGGAAGUGGGCAGAUUACCUAUCAAGUUACCUACUGGUGAAAUAAAGAUGGUAGAAGGUUCGACCAAGAUAUCCCUCCCGCCCUCAAAGAAGAAACAACUCACACCUCCGCCGAGUGAUAGUGAAGAGGAAGAGGAGGAGAGCGAAGAUGAAGGUUCGGAUGAUGGAGAACAAGCUGAACGAAUGGCAGGAUUGAAAGGGAAGUUCGGCAGGAUGGGUGUUUCGGAGAUCGUCAGUCAGAAUGGAUGGAAGAAUGCUCAGAAGUUGGAAAGUGCCAAAGAACAGAUGGCUCAGCUGGGUGCAGAGAUCUUGGCUGGUGGAGAACUGGUAGAUAUUGGACCCGUGUUGACGAGAUUAUCCACAUUCGCCUUACCUACCGUACCUUCCCUAGAAGAGGGCGAAGGAUCACUGCCCGUCCCAGCGUCGAUAAGAGGUCUGGCCUUCUUAUCCCAAUUAGCAGUGUUCAAAGAUCUUAUUCCUGGUUAUCGAAUAAGGCAGCUUACCGAGAUUGAAGAAGCUGAGAAAGUCCGAGAUGAAGUGAAGAGGUUAAGAGAAGGAGAAAAGCUGUUGGUAAGGAAUUAUAAGAGCUACCUGAAAAUGCUGGAAUCGGAAAUAAAGCGUCGAUCACCACUUGCUAGUUUGAGUUUGAAAUGUAUGUGCGAAUUGCUGGUGGGAGUGACGCACUUCAAUUUCAGUGAGAAUAUCAUGGGUGUGUUGGUAGGGAAAUUAGGUAGGAAAGGAUGGGAUAGUGACUCCGACCUCGUCCUCGAAUCCUUCAUAUCAGUGUUCAAAGAAGAUAUAUCCGGUGUCCACGCUCAGACCCUUGUAACGUUGAUAGCAAGAAUGAUCAAAGAAAGGCAUUUCCAGGUCAACCCCAAUGUCCUUACUUGUCUUUUGCACCUAAGGUUGAGAAACGAGUUGGAUCAGAUGAAACGUGGUAAAAAUGCUAAAGGUGGAUCCGGAGGUGAUAAGAAGGAAGAUAACAUAAAGGGGAAGAAGUUCAAAUCGGAGAUUCGAAAGAAGUGGGCAACGAAGAAUCAGCGUAAGAAGGAAAAGGAGAUGAAGGAAGUUGAGAAAGAGAUGAAAGAGGCUGAAGCAGAGAUAGACAAGGAGGAAAGAGCGCAAAUUCAAACUGAAACGCUGAAAAACCUUUUCGUACUAUAUUUCUCAAUAUUGAAGGCACCUACUCGUACACCACUCUUACCAGCUGCUUUGGAAGGUAUAUCAGCCUACGCCCACUUCAUCAACAUCGACUUCUUCCGUGAUCUCUUAGCUGUCUUACGCAAGAUCAUAAACGACCAGGAAGAUCACGACGAAGUAGAUGGAUCAGAUGAUGAAGAUACGAAAAUACAUCAAAUUGACGCAAGUGAAAGAAUCAGAAUAAGGUUAUUGUCAAUCUUGACUGGAUUCCAAAUCUUGUCGGGACAAGGAGAAGCAUUGAAUAUAGAUUUAAGUGAAUUUAUAAAUUGUUUAUUUGGUUUAUUACGACCUAUAUCGUUGAACACAGGUAUAGAAGAUCCACCAAUCAAAUCAGCUACUACGAAGAACACCAACUCGAUGGGGGAAUUAUCAAUAUCAGAAUUGAUGUUUAGAUGUUUAGAAUUGACUUUCUUCUCUAGACAUUCAGGUAAAUCACCUGAUUAUAGAGUUGGAUCAUUUGCCAAAAGACUCAUAGAAUGUUCAUUACAUUUCCCACCUAUUACUGCAAGACGAUCUCUGGAAUUUGCAAGAAAAUUAAUAUCGAAAGAACCUAAAUUAGAAAGUUUGUUGAAUACAGAGGAAAAGAUAAAUGAUGGGGUGUAUAAACCUGAAUUUAAUGAUCCCCAAUUGAUCAAUCCUUUUAACACGAAUGUAUAUGAGAGUGGGAUUCUGGGAGAUAGGUAUUUUGAGAGAGGGACCAGGGAGGAGAUGAAGAAGUUGAGGGAUAACAAGGCGGUAUAG
Messenger RNA from Kwoniella botswanensis, 2727 nucleotides. RefSeq lists its product as uncharacterized. Gene Ontology annotation, cellular component: nucleolus. The record is from RefSeq and is a predicted model, not a curated record. Lineage: Eukaryota; Fungi; Basidiomycota; Tremellomycetes; Tremellales; Cryptococcaceae. The coding region runs from base 1 to 2727 and encodes 908 amino acids. Gene Ontology annotation, biological process: DNA replication initiation. Gene Ontology annotation, molecular function: chromatin binding. The transcript is spliced from 8 exons.